ACAUAUGGAGCUUUCACUUUCUUCUCAUCCUCUCUUCAACUCUUCUUCUUCAUUAUUCAAUUCAAGAUUUAAGAUUUCACAAACCCCUCUUUUCUCCACAAAUAUUCAUCACCAACCUUUCAGUGGACUAAACCACAAACUAACUGUUUCAAUGGAACCUCAAACAACUAUUCCUCAUGCUUUUGAGAAUGGGUCUUCAAUAACUUCAUCUCAAACAGGUCGAAUGGGGGAGGUGAAGAGGGCUACGAAGGAGACGAAUGUGCAUGUGAAGAUAAACUUGGAUGGAACAGGUGUUGCGGAGAAUAAUACUGGGAUCCCAUUUCUUGAUCACAUGUUGGAUCAACUUGCUUCACAUGGAUUGUUCGACGUGCAUGUGAAGGCUACUGGGGACAUUCACAUUGAUGAUCACCACACAAAUGAAGAUGUUGCACUUGCCAUUGGAACUGCAUUGUUGCAAGCACUUGGCGAUAGAAAGGGAAUCAAUCGCUUUGGUGACUUUUCAGCUCCAUUAGAUGAAGCACUGAUUCAUGUUUCACUGGAUUUAUCAGGAAGGCCAUAUUUGGGUUACGAUUUACAAAUACCUACUCAGAGAGUUGGAACUUAUGACACUCAGUUGGUGGAACACUUCUUUCAGUCUUUGGUCAACACUUCUGGAAUGACACUCCAUAUUCGACAGCUCGCAGGAAAAAAUUCUCAUCACAUCAUUGAGGCAACUUUCAAGGCGUUUGCUAGAGCUCUUCGACAAGCAACUGAAUAUGACUUGCGUCGUGGUGGAACUAUACCCAGCUCAAAAGGGGUUUUGUCUCGAUCAUAAAAUAUACCGCAAAGAUUCAGAGCAAAACAUAAUAACCAGUGGACAUUCAUAGUGGAUGUUGUUAAUGGGGAAAAUAGCUUUUUCUAAACCAUCUCUGCUGCAUGUGACAAAUUGCAGUCAGCAUAGUGAGGCAUGAUGGGGUUUGGACUUUGUGGUCUUGGAUGCUUGGACAUAGUUAUUUUGGUAUAGUAGAACAGGGAUUCAUGGAGGAGAGCCCAGGCGUAACAGUAAGAGUUGUCACCGUGUAAUCAAGAGGUCAGGGUUUAAGCCGUGGAAACAGUACCCGGCAAAAAUGUAAGACUAGACCGCGUAUAAUAGAUCCGAUUUGGUUUGGACCUUCUUUGAAUGUCUUUUUUUAAAAAAAAAAAAAAAGAAAAAAAAAAGAGGAACUUCCUUUUAAAAGCAAUAAAGACUGUAAGCAUGCCAUGAGAGGCUUCAGCGAAGGGCUUCAAUGAAUUGUGCUGUGGCUGGAAUACUCAUCUUUAACGUUGCAUAAUGCAAAAUAUAUGUUAUAUCAGAGUUCUUUAGA
Messenger RNA from Lycium ferocissimum, 1343 nucleotides. RefSeq names its product imidazoleglycerol-phosphate dehydratase 1, chloroplastic-like. Bases 5 to 814 code for a protein of 269 amino acids. NCBI's taxonomy places the organism in Eukaryota, Viridiplantae, Streptophyta, Magnoliopsida, Solanales, Solanaceae. Gene Ontology annotation, molecular function: imidazoleglycerol-phosphate dehydratase activity. Gene Ontology annotation, biological process: L-histidine biosynthetic process. The transcript is spliced from 9 exons. The record is from RefSeq and is a predicted model, not a curated record.